Molecule: messenger RNA, 2300 nt
Organism: Fomitopsis serialis
Lineage: Eukaryota; Fungi; Basidiomycota; Agaricomycetes; Polyporales; Fomitopsidaceae
Product: cytochrome P450
Exons: 10
Coding region: 261-1880 (539 amino acids)
Molecular function (GO): iron ion binding; oxidoreductase activity, acting on paired donors, with incorporation or reduction of molecular oxygen; heme binding
Source: RefSeq, a predicted model, not a curated record
CAUCACGAUCCUUCUCAAUCUCGCUCGUCUGCGCAUCUGUCUUCCGCUUAUUCGACAUGACUGCGGCCUGCCGUUUAUCAUGUGCCUGUGUGAGAAGAUAUCUGCAGCCUGAGGCAACAGCGACGUGCGCAGGCAGGCGCAAGCCAAAUAUAACUCGUCCCGCGGUCGACGUCGUCUCCACCGAGCCUACCCCGACCCCGCACAGUAUUCAGCCUCAACCCCUUUCUCUCUGACCACCACUAGCUGAGCUCUGCCCCAGGAUGGGUGUCAUCACUGUGGGCAAUCUCCUGCUCUCGUUUGGUGCGGCCGCGUUGGGCUACGGGCUCUACAAGCUUGUCGAGCUCUUGCUUGCACCCCUCUUCUCUCCUUUGCGCGACUUGCCCGGGCCAUCGAGCCCCAGCUUCAUCUUCGGCCACCUGAAGCAGAUAUUCGACGCAGAGAACUCUGUGUUGCACGAGUCCUGGACAGAGAAGUAUGGCAACACAUUGAAGUACAAGACUUGGUUGAAUCAAGACAGGUUGUACACGCUCGAUACGAGAGCGCUGAACCAUAUCCUCAGUCAUUCUAACGACUACGAGAAGCCAUCACUUGCGAGGUUCAACCUCGGCAAGGUCUUGGGCGAAGGCAUUUUGGUCGUAGAGGGUGAGAACAGAGCAAACCCCGCAUUUGGUCCUACACAAAUCAGAGAGCUGACAGAGAUAUUCGUCGAGAAAGCCCUCCAGCUGCGCGAUUUCUGGGACGCAGAGAUCUCCAAAAUCGGCGAGCCCGCCAGGCUCAACAUCCUCAAUGGCCUCAGCAAGAUGGCGCUUGACGUAAUCGGUCUUGCUGGCUUCAACUACACAUUCGACUCACUGAACACCGAAGGCAAGUCGAAUGAGCUCCACAAGGCGUUCGAGACCAUGUUCCGCUCCCUCGCGGGCUUCUCGCUCUUUCCCCUGCUUAAGGCGUACAUCCCGCCCCUCCGCAUUAUUCCCGACGCCCGCUCGCAACAGAUCGCCCUUGCGCAGAAGGUCAUGCGCCGUAUCGGCCUACAGCUCGUUGCGGAGAAGAAGGCGGAGAUCAUGAAAGCAGUCAGCGCGGGCGAGAAAGGCGACGACAUGCUGCAUAGCCGGGACUUGCUCACGCUCCUCAUCAAGGCGAACAUGGCCACCGACAUUCCGGAGAGUCAGCGCUUGUCGGACGAGGACGUUCUGGCUCCUGACCUCCUCAGAUUCCUGGUCGCCGGCCACGAAACGACCUCCAACGCGACCGCCUGGUGUCUCUUCGCGCUCACCCAAGCCCCUACCGUCCAGCAGAGGCUGCGCGAGGAGCUCCUCACCGUGUCCACCGACAACCCGACGAUGGACGAGCUCAGCGCGCUGCCGUACCUCGACGCGGUCGUGCGCGAGACGAUGCGCGUGCACGCGCCCGUGCCGAAUACGAUCCGCGUUGCUGUCAGGGAUGAUGUGAUCCCGCUCGGCGAGCCAUACGUCGACGUGCGCGGCCAGGUGCACGACGCUGUACGCGUGAGGAAGGGCACCCCGAUCUUCAUCCCGAUCCUGGCGCUCAACCGGUCGAAGGCGCUCUGGGGCGAGGAUGCGUUUGAGUUUAGGCCGGAACGGUGGGAGAACGUGCCGGAGGCCGUACAGACUAUCCCGGGCGUGUGGGGCAACCAGAUGAGCUUCCUCGGCGGGCCUCGGUCCUGCAUCGGAUACCGCUUCUCCUUGGUAGAGAUGAAAGCCCUCAUCUUCACUCUCGUCCGCGCGUUUGAGUUCGAGCUCGCGGUGCCCGCGAGCGAGAUCGUCAAGAAGGCGACCGUGGUGCAGCGUCCGCUAGUCAAGAGCGAGACGGAGAAGGGUUACCAGAUGCCGCUGUUGUUGAAGCGGUAUCAGAGGGUAUGAUAGUUUCGCAAUCAACCUGUGUAUCAUUCGUCGUGUAUCAGUCGGACAGAAUCCUGUAACCCAUGUCUACUUCGCUGACGAACAAAGCACGGGCCCUGUUCGACUUGCCACUUGAUAUUGUUCCUUAUUUGAUCAACCAGAAACCCAUGAAACUCGGGUAUGCGGUGUGCUAUAUAGGUAAAGGACCCAUUAAUAUCGUGACUACACCAAAUAUGACCCUCAGUGCAAAUUCUAUGUACCUCGAUUCAAGCUCUGUUUCUAAUACUCGUGGUUGAAAACACCCCAUCGAGUCCAUUGACAGUCGAUUCUUCUCUGCAUAAACGGGUUUACUACUAGUGGUAUCUGUGAGUAUCUGUCAGCGAAUGCGUUACUGACACAGAAUUGCUACUGUACGGACAUUGCAGGGGGGUCAGACCGCGC